AUGGAUUCUGGAGACAUGCCUAAGUCUGAAUACUGGCUCCAUCACUUGAUAGCUGUCGAACCCAGGGACUCCAGAAACGCGGACGGGAUGGAGCGAGCAGAGGACGCUGAAGAAACUUCUAGCGAACACAGGUGCCACCGUUGGAGACGAGGCUCCGAGCCGGCAGACGGCCGGACAGCGCCUCUCGCAGGCGGCGAGCGAUCGGGAAAGGGCCGCCGCUUCCGUCAUUUCCGCUUCCGCCGCCCGCCCUCACGUGCCCUCUUCAACCUGACCUACCGGGGAGGGGCCUGGCGCGCCACCGCGCGUGACCGGAGCCCGCGAGCCGAGAGGCCCGAGAGGAGGGACUCUGAGAGUCCAUUGGCAGAAAGGCGGCCCGAAAAGGUGACACUAAACUUGACAUUGUCGAGUAGGGCACAGCGAGGCGCGCGGGAGGACGCUGGCCUCCGACACGGGCUCUGGGACCGCGGUCUGCGGCAGGCCGCUCGCGGGAGGCGGGCUGGGGUGCGCUCGCGCCUCGGCGGCUGUGACGGGAGCCCGGGUCGGUCGCUCAGUCUCGCUUGGCCGUGGUUCUUCCCGGAGAUCCGGCUGCGGAGCCCGAGGGCAGAAUGGAGGCGAAGGCGUGAGGGCGGGAAGGCCCGUACCCCCGGAAGGACUGAGGGGGAAAGGACUUCCAGGACCCUCGAGGGAAUUGAUGGUGUUUGGAAGGCAGGGAAAGGAAGGUGCCCAGGUGUGGAGGCCGUCCGAGGAGGUACUGGAUACUUGCAGAAGGAGCUUGGGCCUGCAUCAUGGAGGGAGGAACGUGGCAUCAUUUGGAGAAGGGAGCUUCCGCUCUUGGGACAUAAAGCUACUUCUCUGAUGCUCUUUCAAGUUCUCUCGAUUUGGGGCCUUCUAGACAAUUAAGGCUGCUCUUUUAAACCUGAA
This is a messenger RNA of Galeopterus variegatus (Sunda flying lemur), 921 nucleotides long. RefSeq lists its product as uncharacterized. Lineage: Eukaryota; Metazoa; Chordata; Mammalia; Dermoptera; Cynocephalidae. The record is from RefSeq and is a predicted model, not a curated record. The transcript has 7 exons. The coding region runs from base 1 to 900 and encodes 299 amino acids.